Strongylocentrotus purpuratus (purple sea urchin) is the source of this 2151-nucleotide messenger RNA. It is a transcript of the gene eapp, whose product is annotated as E2F-associated phosphoprotein. Gene Ontology annotation, biological process: positive regulation of cell population proliferation. Bases 119 to 1186 code for a protein of 355 amino acids. The record is from RefSeq and is a predicted model, not a curated record. Lineage: Eukaryota; Metazoa; Echinodermata; Echinoidea; Camarodonta; Strongylocentrotidae. The transcript has 4 exons. Gene Ontology annotation, cellular component: nucleus.
AUUAUUGUGUAGUCCCACAUAUGCACUUGCGAAACGUAGGUGCAGGUUCAUUUUUCUGUCACUUUGGUAAAAAAAACUUCAAGGUCCAGAUUAUUCCAAAUUUGCCUGGAGCUUGAACAUGGAUGAAGAUCAUGAUCAAGCACUUAGUAAUGUUCCCUUCCGUAUUGGAAGAGCUGGAAGUGGGAAUUAUGACGACGAUGGGGAAAAUGAAAGUUCAGAAGAUGAGCUUGACAUCAUCCUGCAUGGGACUCCAGAACAGAAACGUCGUUUGACGAGGAGUUUGAGCCGAGGCAGUCUUCAGAUGUCCUCCAGUGAUGAUGAUUUUGAGAAGGAGAUGGAGAUGGAGCUGGAUGCCAACAUGAUUUUACAUGAGAAACAAUUCAGGACAGAUGUGGAGAAAAAACUGACUGCUGCAACCAGAGCACAACAGACCCAGUCAUCAGCUGCAUCAGGGGGGCUUCCAGGAUCGUCAUCCGAGCAGCAGUGCUAUGAUGAAGUCUACUUUGACUCCGACGAUGAUGAGGACAAAAAGGAAACCCCGGUGGAGGGUGCGAGAGCAGGUGAUGGUGGUGAUCAAGACAAGGAGCAAGCAAAAAAGCAACACCGCAUUCCAACCAACAAGGAUCUUCUGUAUGACCCAAACAUCGAUGAAGACAACCAGAAUUGGAUGAACAAACAGAGAGCAAAGUACUACCCCAACAGGGCGCCAAAGCGAUCACAUGACCAGACCUCCUCUGAAAGUCCCUCUGGAGCUGGCAAUCCCGCCCAGCCAUCGCAGACACCAAAACCCGAUAAGGUCACGGGCGCAACGUGUCCACCGUCUAUUCCAAAGACAGACGCCAUCUUGAACUGUCCAGCUUGUAUGACGACACUUUGCAUCGACUGUCAGAGGCAUGAGCUCUACACCAACCAGUACCGCGCCAUGUUCGUCAUGAACUGCUGCAUCAUCAGGAGCGAACAGCUGAGGUAUCCUGAAUCCAAGAAUAAGAAGAAGAAAUGGAGGAAGAAGAAGCGGAGGCACGAGGAAACAAUGGAGGGAGGGGAGGCGGAUGAGGAGGAGGGGAGUGGAGCCGCGGGUGAUGAACUGUUCAAUCCUGUCAAGUGUUCCAUUUGCAACACUGAAGUGGGCGUCUUGGACAAACAGGAGAUCUUUCACUUUUUCAAUGUAUUGUCAAGUGCUGCUUGAAUACUUGCACUUUGACUCAACAGACUCCACAUGUGAAUAUCUGUUGUUACCCUGCACUGGGGCUUCAGUUUUCUCAGAUGUAUAUUCUGACAUAUAUAUAUGGAGGAAUUGUACUGAAUAUCGAAAUGAAACUUGUAAUUAUUUUUCUAUAUCAGAUGAGAGCUACAAUAAAAUAGACAUUUCUUAUACACAAAGUAAGAAUUUUGACCAUCAAGAAAUCUAUCAAGAAUUGCUAAUGUCCAAUAUUUUGUCGUACAAAAUCUGUUAAAUUUUGAAAGCAAUAAUGUAACUACUCAUGCUAUACCUGCUACUGUUAUUUGUAUUGAUAAUCACCUCUACUUUUGCUAAAUCUCUUGUACAUUUUCUCCUCAAAAUUUAUUUUGGGUGGUAUUACGAGUUUGUAAUAGGGCUACGUUAUUGGAAGUAAAGAGAUGGUGCGGAUAUUUAAAAAAUUAAUUAUUGGCAUAAAAUACUACCCCCCAUCACAAUGAAUUGUUUAUACUGUAUUCUCAAAUAUUCUUUUUUAAGGGUGUAGACAUCACUUUGAUAGGACAGAGCCAAAUUUGUUACAAAUAAAAGUUUCGUCAGGCCGACACACCCGAGUGUGCACAUAGAAUUUGUAGCUACUAAUUGGUAUUAUGACUGUUUGAAUGUUGUGCAAUACCUUUAAGAAGUGAUUGUUUAUUUUCAGGAUCAAUGUGCAUCAGACUUUAAUGGAGAAUAUAUUUUAUUCUGGUAGUGUUAAUUUCUUUUACAUCUAAUAAAGUUUAUCAAAAUUGAAAGUUUGCAGCCAAAGUCCAGCCCGUUUCAGAUCAUGUAUUAAAGCAGGUUAUCAAGGCUAAAAAUUGAUUUAUUUAGACCAACAGCAGAUAAAACACCUACAGGGAGAAAUGUGUAGUUGUAUGCUCAAAUGUCAUUCACAGGACUAGAUGAAAUUAAACCUCAGAGGAAGCAUGUUUAUGAUA